GAAGAAGAAGAAGACGCUGAUGUUUGGAUACAGGAAGCUUGUAGUAGAGAGCGAGGCCGGACCGAGGCAAGCCUCGCCCAGCAGAACUGCGCGUGAGGAAACAGCAGUUUAAAGAUGAAUACUUCAAUAGGCCUGGAGUUACUCAUCCUAUGCCUUUUCGCUUUGCAUAAUUAUUGAGGAAAUCACCCUAAUAUAUAAUACCUUGCCACAUCCUCUGUGCGUUUAAGACGUUGAAAGGAUCCUUAUGUCCAUAUCUGGAAAACCUAGAGAUGGCUUACAAUGACUCUGAUAAGUCCAGCCUCGAUGAUGUCUGCUGUAAUGACCAAUACCCCAGCUGUGCAGCAGCCAUGGACAAAGACAGGGAUUCGUAUCUGAGCCCGACAGAGAACCCCUCCACCAUUAGUGUCUCUGCUAGUAUCCCCCCAGACCAGCAAGGCUAUGAUGUGGAGUUUGACCCUCCGCUAGAGAGCAAGUAUGAGUGCCCUAUCUGUCUGAUGGGUCUUCGCUCCGCAGUACAGACACCAUGUGGACAUCGAUUCUGCAACUCAUGCAUCAAGAAGUCCAUCAGGGACACAGGGCAAAAAUGUCCAGUUGACAAUGAGGUGCUGCUUGAGGAACAGCUCUUCCCUGAUAACUUUGCCAAACGAGAGAUCCUCUCACUUACUGUCCGAUGUCCUAAUGUAGGAUGCUGUGAUAAAAUGGAGUUGCGCCAACUGGAGAAACACUUGUCUCAGUGUAAGUUUGCCACAGUGCCAUGCCCUCAGUGUCUGGAGUCUGUUCGUAAGAGCCAUCUGGAUGAACACAAGAGCCAGCAGUGUUUACAGCGCCUUAUGACCUGCCCUGCCUGUGCAGGGAGCUUUGUGUAUGCUGACAAACAGAUUCAUGAACGGAUUUGUCCUUUCGCCAGUACAGUGUGUGAAUAUUGCGACAUGGAGCUUAUUCGGGAUCAGUUGGCAUUGCACUGUGACACAGACUGUCUUAAAGCUCCUGUAGCCUGUACUUUCAGCACUUUUGGUUGUCGUGAAAAGAUGCCAAGAAAUGAACUGGCCCAGCACAUGCAGGAAUUUACACAGAUGCACAUGCGUUACAUGGCUGAGUUCCUGCGCAGCCAGACACUCAGUAGCUGCCCAGUGCCAUCAAUUGCUGCCCACUCUUCGUCAGACGAACGUGGAGCAACUGCCCGAGCCCCAGAUUCUUGCCAGUGUAGACAGGAGCUGAUGAAUCUGCGUGAGACGGUCUUGGAGCUGGAGGGUCGGCUGGUUCGUCAAGAUCAACAGAUCCGGGAGCUGUGCAUCCACAAUGAGACACAGAAAAACCAGGGCACAGAGCUACGCCGAAAGCUGAGCUCACUGGAGGAGGCCACCCGAGAGCUGGAAGCCCAGCAGUAUCAAGGCGUCUACGUAUGGCGUUUGGAGAACUUCUCACUUCACCUGCGCAACCAAGAGGCCGGUCAACCCAUUGUCCUCCACAGCCCACCUUUCUACACUGGCCGGCCGGGGUACAAACUCUGCCUACGACUGCAUCUGCAAACUCCCAGUGCCCCUCGCUGUUCCAACUACAUCUCACUUUUUGUGCACACUAUGCAGGGUGAGUUUGACAGCCAGCUCUCUUGGCCCUUGCAGGGCAUGAUCCGACUGGCAGUGUUGGACCAGGUUGAGGGGCAGCAUCAUGUGGAAGUGAUGGAGACCAAGCCGGACCUGCAGGCCUUCCAGAGGCCCACUGUCCUGCGCAACCCCAAGGGUUUUGGCUACGUUACUUUCCUGCACCUACAGGCGUUGCAGCAGCGUGGGUUUGUGAAAGACGACGUGCUGUUGGUGCGCUGCGAGGUGACACCACGAUUUGAUGCUAGCCUCAGGAGGGAAGGGGUCCAACCUCGGGGGUCAGAACCUUCACUUUGAGUUCCUACAUUGCUCUUGUACUCUUAAGUUCUCAUAGACACUUUGCUGAAACAAGGAAGAUGUGGCAAAACCUGGACUUUCUUAGGGUGCGUUCACACUUGUAGUUCGGUUCUCUUGGUUCGUUUGGUCUGGACCAAAAAAGAAAACG
Messenger RNA from Sinocyclocheilus anshuiensis, 2046 nucleotides. Its product is annotated as TNF receptor-associated factor 6. The transcript has 8 exons. Gene Ontology annotation, biological process: lipopolysaccharide-mediated signaling pathway; regulation of apoptotic process; protein ubiquitination. Bases 270 to 1898 code for a protein of 542 amino acids. The record is from RefSeq and is a predicted model, not a curated record. Gene Ontology annotation, molecular function: ubiquitin protein ligase activity; zinc ion binding; tumor necrosis factor receptor binding. NCBI's taxonomy places the organism in Eukaryota, Metazoa, Chordata, Actinopteri, Cypriniformes, Cyprinidae. Gene Ontology annotation, cellular component: plasma membrane signaling receptor complex.